Messenger RNA from Penicillium brasilianum, 2607 nucleotides. The record is from the annotation of a GenBank genome assembly. Lineage: Eukaryota; Fungi; Ascomycota; Eurotiomycetes; Eurotiales; Aspergillaceae.
UGAUUAGUUCUUCAGCAACAUGAGCUUUUCCCUCACACUUCCCCAGGUUUCAAGUGAUCAGCUUAUUGUCGUCCCACUCUCGCUCUUGCCCCGAGCCAGCCGUAAUUGUUCCAUUACCAACUCCGGGUCUCCUCACGGGAUCCACUUCUCCACGCGUGCCUCGGCCGAUAGACUCUCGUCGGCUUCUGCGCUGCUGCCCCAGAAUCCCCUCUCACCUCGAACUCCCCAGUACCCGUCCGCGGUUCCCAUUCCAUAAAAUCGCAAGCCCCCCUUCAUCUCUGCUUCUUUUCUUUCUCCUCCCCCCACUUUCACCCUCCCUCCCUUCCUCCCUUUGGAUCCUCUCACACAUUAGCCAACACACAAUAUGGCAGCUCCCCAAGUCAUUGUGGUCGGCGGUGGAUUGUCUGGUCUGAGUGCCGCUCACACCGUCUACCUGAACGGCGGAAAUGUUCUCGUUCUCGACAAGCAAGCUUUCUUCGGUGGCAACUCAACCAAGGCCACCUCCGGCAUCAACGGUGCUCUCACUCGCACCCAGGUCGACCUCGGCAUUGGCGACAGCGUCAAGGCCUUCUACGAGGAUACCCUCAAGUCCGCCCGUGAUAAGGCCCGUCCAGACCUGAUCAAGGUCCUGACCUACAAGUCCGCCGCCGCCGUCGAGUGGCUGCAGGAUGUCUUCAAUCUCGAUCUCACCCUGGUCUCCCGUCUGGGCGGCCACUCCCACCCCCGCACACACCGUGGCCACGAUGCCAAGUUCCCCGGUAUGGCCAUCACCUACGCCUUGAUGCAGCGCCUCGAGGAGCUCGCCGAGUCCGAGCCUACCCGUGUCCAGAUCGUGAAGAAGGCCCACGUUACCGCCGUGAACAAGUCCGGCAACGAUGUGACCGGUGUCACCUACACUCUCAACGGCGAGACCAAGACGGCCGACGGUGUUGUCAUUUUGGCUACCGGUGGUUACGCCGCUGACUUCAGCGACACCUCCCUCCUCAAGAAGCAUCGUCCCGAUACCUAUGGGCUGUCGUCCACCAACGGCACCCACGCCACCGGUGACGGUCAGAAGAUGCUCAUGGAGAUUGGAGCUAACGGCAUUGACAUGGACAAGGUCCAGGUCCACCCUACCGGUCUGGUCGACCCCAAGGACCCCAACGCCAAGUUCAAGUUCCUCGCUGCCGAGGCCCUCCGUGGUGAGGGUGGUCUCCUGCUCAACUCGGAUGGCCAGCGGUUCUCUGACGAGCUGGGUCACCGUGACUACGUUUCCGGUCAGAUGUGGAAGGAGAAGGAGAAGGGCAAGUGGCCCAUCCGCCUGGUCCUGAACAGCAAGGCCUCCAAGGUCCUGGACUUCCACACCCGCCACUACUCCGGCCGUGGUCUUAUGAAGAAGAUGACCGGCAAGGAGCUCGCUGCCGAGAUUGGCUGCGGCGAGGCAGCCCUCAAGAAGACCUUUGACGAGUACAACCUCAUUGCCGAUGGCAAGAAGAAGGACCCCUGGAACAAGAAGUUCUUCCACAACCUCCCCUUCUCCAUUGACGACGAAUUCCACGUCGCUCUCAUGGAGCCUGUCCUCCACUUCACCAUGGGUGGUAUUGAGAUCAACGAGCACUCCGAGGUCCUGAAUGGCGAGAAGAAGCCCUUCAACGGCCUGUACGCUUGCGGUGAGCUGGCCGGUGGUGUCCACGGUGCCAACCGUCUGGGUGGUUCCUCCCUGUUGGGCUGUGUCGUCUACGGUCGUGUCGCCGGUGACUCUGCCUCGCAGCACCUCUUCAAGAAGCUCAUCUCCACCGGCUCCUCCGGUGCCCAGCAGCGUCUCGGCCAGAUCUCCCUGCACAUUGACCCCUCCACCCCCGGCAAGAUCUCCGUCGAGUGGACCGGUGCCCCUGCUGGCGGUAACCUGCCCAGCGUCACCGCUGCCCCCGGCGCAGCUUCUGCUGCUGCUGCCACUCCCGCUGGCGAGGACACCUCUGCCAAGGCCGACCCGGUGGCUAGCUUCAAGAUUCCCGAGAAGGAGUUCUCCAUGGAGGAGAUCGCCAAGCACAACAAGAAGGACGACCUGUGGAUCGUCGUCAAGGGUAUUGUCCUGGACGUGACCAACUGGUUGGACGAGCACCCCGGUGGUGCCAACGCUCUGUUCAACUUUAUGGGUCGUGAUGCUACCGAGGAAUUCGCCAUGCUCCACGACGACGAGGUCAUCCCCAAGUAUGCCGCCCAAACCGUCAUCGGUCGCGUCAAGGGACAGACCCCCAGCCUGGAGCUGUAAGCGUCUGUCAGCCUUGGCAUAUAAAAUAGCUGGGCCCAUGACUCGCGUCUCCAACUUCACUAUUAACGACUUUCUAAAUUCCAUACCCCCUUGGCCCCAUCCUGUCUUGUCUGAUCUUGUCUCUUUGCUUCAAUUUUGGCUUGUUGGUUCAUAAGCUGAUUUGAUGAUGAUAAAUGUGUGCACCUCCCCGAUAUUGUGGGGGUGUGUCUUGAUCUUGUAACAUAUCAUACCACCAUUUUUACCUUUCUUGGAAUACCAUUUCUAGAGUGAUAUCUAUCGUUCCGUGUGUAGUGUCUCAUGUGUCAUGUCUGAAAAGUCUGUAGCAAAUCCGCUUUAUGCUCUCGAUGGCUGCCGAG